Messenger RNA from Vanrija pseudolonga, 681 nucleotides. RefSeq lists its product as uncharacterized. The record is from RefSeq and is a predicted model, not a curated record. NCBI's taxonomy places the organism in Eukaryota, Fungi, Basidiomycota, Tremellomycetes, Trichosporonales, Trichosporonaceae. The transcript is spliced from 3 exons. Bases 1 to 681 code for a protein of 226 amino acids.
AUGCUCAACAUCUUAACCCAGGCCCAGCGCGACCGCUUUGCCCGCGCGGUAGGCGCGACCAUGCACCGCCACGUCGGACCCCGGAGCGAGGAGGACGGGGGUCGCCUGGUCAACCCAUUCACCGUCGCAGCUCCCCUUCGCUACAGCGUCUCUGGGGACGCUGGGGAAUGUGAGGAAAUUGGCAGGGGUGAUGCUGAGCCGCCGGACAAGGAUGACGAGUCCAACGACCAGGCCCUCGGGAUCCCCGGCGACGAGCACGGGGCCGACACGGCCGAAGUCGCUCCAGGCGUCACUCACCCCUCCGACGCCGCAUCAUACCCGCACCCGGCGGCCACGCACCCCGCCGACUCCAAGAUCUUCUCCGACGGGCUCGACUUCCCCGUCACGUUCUACGUAGACCCGGGGUGCAGCCCCGUCCUGGCGCGCAUGAUCGAGAACGACGGCGGACACCUCACGACCCCCGACCGCGCGCACCUCCUCGUCUUCAACGUAUCAUCUGCGGACGAGCUCGACGGCGCCCAGCGCCGCCUAGUGGCCGAGCCGCGCUUCUUUGGUAGUGUUGGGGUGACGCAGGAGUGGCUGUGCCAGUGUAUCCUUGCGCGCGAGAAUGCGGCUGCUGUGUUGCUCGGCACCAUCCCUCCGGCGCCUGCCGGCCGUCCAAAGCCCCGCCUCGCAUCCUAA